AUGUCUGAAAUCAAAGAUACCGGUAGCCUGGAGAUCAUUUCCAAAAGGGAAGCGGCCAACCACACCACCAAAAAGGACCUAUGGGUGAUCCUUCACAAUCAGGUCUACAACGUCACACCAUACAUUGAAGACCACCCCGGGGGUGUGUCAAUUUUAUUAGAAUCGGCCGGCCAAGACUGCACCGAGGCGUUUGAAGACAUUGGUCACAGCACUGAUGCACGAGAGGUGCUGGAGAAGUAUUUAAUCGGCAGGGUGCCGGACGAUGAACGUACCGAGACCCUUGUAAAAACUGUGGCUGAAGUUAUUCCUCAAGAUGACCGGGAGACCGAGAGCCAGAAUAUAAAUAAGAAGCACAUCCGCGUCAUGUUGCCUACGAUUUCCACGGGUCUUCUGCUCAUUACGAGCCUUAUUUGGGUUGGUGGACGAGUUAUUAGAGGAGUUUCAACUCUUCAAAGCUCGGGAGGAUUCUGGGUGGGGUUUGGAAUUUCCUCUCUUGCCAGUAUAUCAAUGGUAAUGGCGACAGGGGUGUGGUUUAACACCCUUCUCAGGAGUAAAGCGAAGGAUUCGUUCCCUACUCGCAUCAAACCCGGCAUCAGUGUUGCCAAGAGGCGAUCCAUCAAUUCUGGUGUCAUGAACCCGCGGCAAUUUCGGAGUUUCCCUCUUAUUGAAAAGCACCAAAUUUCUCCGGACACCUAUCGGUUUGUCUUUGGUCUACCUGAGCCGGGGUCUCUUCUAGGGCUACCAACAGGCCAGCAUGUCUACAUAAGACAUGAGAAUGCCAAGGGAGAGAUGGUUAGCCGGAGCUAUACACCGGUAUCCACUAAUCGCGAAAGAGGGCGCAUGGAGUUGGUGGUGAAAACUUACCCGAAUGGGUUUAUGUCUCAAUACCUUGCGAACCUUGCAAUUGGUGAUAAAGCUGAUUUUCGGGGACCUGGUGGGAAGAUGAAAUAUACUCGAUAUCUGACACGGGAAAUUGGAAUGAUUGCGGGUGGAUCAGGAAUCACGCCUAUGUUCAGUAUAAUCAAAGCCGUUUGUACGACCGAGAAGGAUAAUACGAAGAUCAGCUUAUUGUUCGCUAAUAAAACGGAAGAUGAUAUCCUUCUUCGCAAAGAACUGGAUGAAUAUGCCCAGAAGUUCCCCCACAAAUUCAAGGUGUGGUAUAUUGUAGAUACCCCUCCUCCUGCCUGGCAAUACGGCACAGGGAGGAUUGACGAGAAUUUGAUCAAAAAGCGAUUACCGAGUCCGAAUGGAGAGGACUCCAAGAUUCUUCUCUGCGGCCCCCCGGGGAUGCAAAAGGCUAUGGUGAAUACGCUGGUCGGCCUGGGAUUCCGUCGUCCUAGCGCUGUUGCACAUGUCACCGACGAGAUUUUCGUCUUUUAA
Messenger RNA from Aspergillus pseudonomiae, 1380 nucleotides. RefSeq lists its product as uncharacterized. Gene Ontology annotation, cellular component: endoplasmic reticulum. The record is from RefSeq and is a predicted model, not a curated record. The transcript is spliced from 6 exons. Bases 1 to 1380 code for a protein of 459 amino acids. Gene Ontology annotation, molecular function: oxidoreductase activity; heme binding. Lineage: Eukaryota; Fungi; Ascomycota; Eurotiomycetes; Eurotiales; Aspergillaceae.